Molecule: messenger RNA, 1181 nt
Organism: Amphimedon queenslandica
Lineage: Eukaryota; Metazoa; Porifera; Demospongiae; Haplosclerida; Niphatidae
Exons: 4
Coding region: 529-927 (132 amino acids)
Source: RefSeq, a predicted model, not a curated record
GAUUUUGAGAGCACUAGAUGCUUUUUUAAAUUCUUUGAAGAGCAGCUUCGACAAAUAUCCAACACUCCAGUAUGGAAUUAUAUCAGAAGAGUUUUGCAAAGAAGUUGGCAAUGAACACCUUCGCAAGUACUGGAAAGCAUAUAUGGAUGCAUUAGCGGUCGUACACUUGGCUGUACAAGUCAGAGCUGAAUCAAUAGAUCUAUCAAAUCUUGAUUAUGCUAAAGUCUACUAUUUUGUGCCACUCACUCGUACCGGUGAAAAGAUAGUAGAAGUUGACGCUGAAGCAUUGCAUGUUAUAACAAGCAUUGACAAGUCUCACAUUUUCAAACAAGCAUUCUUUGUUACGCACAUUUUAAAAUUUUUCACUGAUGCCAUACUGAUGCCCUGCACUAAACAAAAAUUGAAGUAAAAGCGAGCAAUUUAUCAGAUGUCAUUAUUACGUUAGUUCAUCACAGCCCAACCACCAAGAUACAUGUCAGCAAUCCAGAUGAAAAAGUGUGUGCUGGGAUAAUAACAGUAUGCUACCAAAUGGCAAAAAAUUCGAAAAUCGAUGGUGGCAAAACAUCAUUUGAUUUUAUUGUUCUCUGUAGUCGUUGUGAGCUGCACAAUGCUCAUGAUAUUGCGACAGGCUAUCAUCAUAUCCUUCCUGUGGAUACUUUGCAGUGCUCUGCUUGUAAAAUGAAGUUCAGUGGGACACAGUUAAAAGUAUGGAAUGAUGUGUUACUGAAAUUUCCCAUUCCGUCUCAUUUCAAACGCAAUAAUUGUUUAUCAGUCAAAGAUAUAGCUUGGAUUGCUUCUGAGGUUUCAAAGUCUCAUGAUGCUGAUCAUGAUGUUGUUUCUGAGCUUGCAAGAAGUCUUGAGGUUGAUACAAGAAGUUUGAAGCAGUUUGAUUCUAAGGAUAUUCAAGUCUUGUCCAUUGUAAUGUAGUGGAGCAGAAAAUAUUCAAGUAAUGAGCCUAAAAGAGAUCUUGCAAGAAAGUUGUAGGAGUUAAACUCAAAAUUUUAUGACUUAGCUAAAGAUCUAGAUCCAUAUAUUCCUGUUCCCAAAAGUGCUGCUGAACAUUAGUAAAAAAAGUCUUAUCAAUAAAUGUUAGUAAUUACUUUAUUUUGAUUUAAUUUUUCGUAGAAUAAUACAUAACAUUUCUCUUUGAUAAGUUUUGGACUUUACUUUUUUUACAUGUA